Penicillium manginii is the source of this 354-nucleotide messenger RNA. RefSeq lists its product as uncharacterized. The transcript has a single exon. The coding region runs from base 1 to 354 and encodes 117 amino acids. The record is from RefSeq and is a predicted model, not a curated record. Lineage: Eukaryota; Fungi; Ascomycota; Eurotiomycetes; Eurotiales; Aspergillaceae.
AUGCCUGUCAACUUCCAGAACGUUGAGAUGGAUAUCACCGCAUCUUCUACCUUUUCCACAGCCGUUGGUGUUGCUCUCCGACCGGCAGUUGCCUGGCAGCCAUGGAUCCAGUGGCUUCAACAUCUAGCAGAUACCCACGAGGUUUGGGAGUAUUUGGAUAUCGAUACCGAAGACAUUCUUCAGGCGCCACCGGAGCCCGGGAGGUCAACACUACAGAUACUGCAAAGCAUCGCCUGCUCUCAGCAAGCAAUGCUAGCGACGCCUUUUCGCACAGUUUACCAUAUGUCAGGCCUAAGGAAAUACCUCAAAGUCAUUUCCUGUUGGCCGAGUCUACAUUUUCUUUACUUGGGUUAG